AAUAAUAUUCACGUGACUCAGCACCCCACCCGCCCACUCGUCUCCAAAGACUUCUCGAACUGGUCGAUACCCCGCGUCACGAUCGAGGAUCGUCUUUUCUAACUAUCCUAACCUUCAAUUGGUAACAGUUCCUCACCAUGCCGGCACUUCAAUCGAGCAAGCUCGCCUUCAUUGGCGGUGGCAACAUGGCGUCGGCAAUCAUCGGCGGUCUCCUCAGCCAAGGGAUCAACAAGCAGAACAUCACCGUGUCUGAGCCAUGGGAGGUCAAUCGCAACAAGAUCGCCGACCUGGGUGUCAAAACUACCACUUCCAACGUCGUUGCCGGGGGUGAAGCAGACCUGGUCAUUAUCGCGGUCAAACCGCAGGUCACAAAGGCUGUGUGCGAAGAGCUGGCCGACGCCUGGUCCAAGCGUGAGACACUGCCGGUGGUAGUCAGCAUUGCUGCCGGUAUCACUCUGGGUAGUCUACAGCAGUGGCUCAAGACAUCUGACGGCAGGACCACGCAUCUGGUUCGCGUCAUGCCGAACACACCUGCGCUUGUCGGAGAGGGUGCAUCGGGCCUGUUCGCCAGCGCGGACGUGACUGCGGAGGAGAAGGAGCUUGUCAACGCGCUUCUCGGCAGCGUCAGCAAGGCUACGGAAUGGGUGGACAAGGAGGAAUUGAUCGAUGUCGUCACUGGUCUUUCCGGGUCCGGACCUGCAUACUUCUUCGCCAUGGUCGAGCACCUGAUCGCCAGUGCCACCGCGCUCGGCCUGCCGGCCGAGCAAGCCACGCGCCUGGCGGCCCAGACCUGUCUCGGAGCCGGAAAGAUGCUGACCGAAUCGUCCGACAGCCCUACGCAGCUGCGCAAGAACGUGACCAGCCCGAACGGAACGACGCACGCCGCUCUGGAGACCUUCAAUGCGCAGCACUUUGACCAGGUUGUGGAUAAGGCUGUGAAGGCGGCUACUUCCCGCGCGGCCGAAUUGGGUAACACUCUUGGCAAAUAGACACCCGAUGUAUAUUAUAGACGGAAGAAGUUGAAUCCAACUAAUGCAACCGC
This is a messenger RNA of Aspergillus nidulans FGSC A4, 1042 nucleotides long. Its product is annotated as pyrroline-5-carboxylate reductase pcrA. Gene Ontology annotation, molecular function: oxidoreductase activity; pyrroline-5-carboxylate reductase activity. Bases 138 to 989 code for a protein of 283 amino acids. The transcript is spliced from 2 exons. NCBI's taxonomy places the organism in Eukaryota, Fungi, Ascomycota, Eurotiomycetes, Eurotiales, Aspergillaceae. The record is from RefSeq and is a predicted model, not a curated record. Gene Ontology annotation, biological process: L-proline biosynthetic process.